Messenger RNA from Macrobrachium nipponense, 3364 nucleotides. RefSeq lists its product as uncharacterized. NCBI's taxonomy places the organism in Eukaryota, Metazoa, Arthropoda, Malacostraca, Decapoda, Palaemonidae. The record is from RefSeq and is a predicted model, not a curated record.
UCCCUACGUACUUUACAACAGUGAUACCAGGGAAAAACGCAUUAAAACAAAAAAACAGUAUAGCAGGAAAUAGAAGAACGACUUUACACUUUAAACAGUUCUAAUAAAGAAAUGACAUAAUAUAACCAAUGACAAAGAUAGAAUAAAAACGAAAGAACGAAAACAUCUUUGCAUAAAAAAAUAUAUAUAUAUUUCUUGGUUCUGUAAAUGAAACCGCAUAAUUAAAGGAGGUGAUCUGCCCCCCGCCCCUGAAAACGCCCAAGUAAACAAACCCACCCCCUCCUCAGGAGGGGGGGAUAUUUCCCUGGAAAGAAAAACUCCCUCUGUUCAGAAUGAGUCACACACGAUUUCCGUGGAACUGUGAUCAAACAUGAAGUAUACCCAGGCGCCCUUUAGACAGAAGCCAUUUUGUUCCGUGCCAGGUUAAGUAACACUUAUCUUUUAGAAGUUGCUGGCACUUGGCACUUCAUGAAGGCGAGUCUUUAAAGUGUUAAGACUCUGGUAAUAACUGCCGUUAACAUGUCGAGUGGCACUUAAGUCUAAAAAAAAAAAAAUGGACAUUGGUCGGGCAGUCAUCAUCCCAGCGGUAGAUUCUGAAGACGGUGGAGGAGUCGUGGAAGGAGGAAGAAGAAGCCGAGGUGGGAGAGAGAGCGUUCUUGGAGUAGCAGGAGGAGGAGGAGGAGGAGGUAUGAGAGGGAGCGGAAGAGGAGGUGGAGGGGGAGGAAGUGGAGGAGGAGGAGGAGGAAGUCAAGGGCCAGGUGUAAGCGUCUCGGCAACCGUAGAUCGAAACCGCGCCAGUGGUGUGAACAGCGCCGUCAGCAUCAUGGGCUGGAACGGCUUCAGCGAGAUGGCCUGGAAGCGCAGACACGCUAACGACCCGGCCAUGAUGCGAGAGCUGCGGCGCUACCAGAAGCUCAUGCUACUGACGCUGCUGCCGGCGAUCACCGGAAGCGGGGCGGGGAGGUGGGGCCCGGCGGCGCGAACCAGCAACCGAACUUCCACCCGCAGGCCCACGCCUCGUACUACCAGAACUCCAACUCAGACCCUACUUCGGAGGAGAACUCCCCUAGGGGAGGCCACCAGCUCUCCCACAGAUUCCACGAAGGAACCUGACGAAGACGACGACGACGACGACAACGCCGCGACCGCCUUCCUAAACCGAGCCCACGGACGCCAUCGUAGGCGUAGUCCCGCAGAGGACAUCAGCCCCCUGGCGGAGAAGAGAACUGGAGCUCCUUGGGCUCGUGGGGGGAGCCACCCGAGUUCGAGCUCGUCCAACGAAGGCACCCACUUGCCCCUGACGGUAUACAACCCCCUGAACAUGUCCCCCAAGAGGAGGGGAAGGAGAAAAAGCCGCGACGACAACCCCCGGAGAAAAAGCCACAGGGGCAGAGACGCGGAACUAGACUACAGGAGGGACGUGGUGGAGGUUGGCAGCUACGGAGAUUCACCUGGAGAUGGGUCUAGCGCGAACGACAGCGCAGGAGGAGGAAGCGGGGGAGGGGGAGACUUUGACCUCCUGACGCUGGCAGCGCUCUACCUAGAGAGCCGACAGCGCAUCUUCGGGAAGGAGUGGCAUUACAGGCCGGAGAGCCAAGUUAAUACCAGGCCGACGGGACAAGUGGGGUCUACUGGAAUUUCCAGACCUCGUCGACUCACGCCACUUUCCCCGAACACGAGGGCUCCCAUCGCCAAAGACAACAACCCCCGGAGUUAUUCGGGGGUCAUACCAGCCCCUGCAGGACUUCACCUAUCGGUGAAUUACACCCACAACCUCGACCUUGAUGAGUCGUCGUACAUAGCCGAGCGCGCCAGGGCAAUGAAGCCUCGGCUGAGGCGGCUGAACUCUCUGGAUGACGUGAUGGCCACAACGAGCCCCCUGGGCAGCCCCCAGCACUCCAUCUACAGGGCGACGUCUGCCCCGGAUCUGUCGCAGAGCGCACAGGCUAGGCAUUUCCAUAGUCUCCUCAGGAGUGAUUCCAAGGCGUCCCUGGACAGCAUCUCGCCCCCGCCCGUAACGCCAGCCAGGGCCAACACUCCCACUGGGGCCAGACACUCUGCCGUUCUGGCCAAGCCCCAGAUUGUCGGCGGUUCUCUGGCCACAAAUUCGGCGGUGAAACGCACCUCGUCGAGGUCUCUGUCUUCUUCCAGGGGAGCUAACUUCAAAGGCUCCAAGGAACCGAAAAAGACCAGAGCCAUGUCUGAGGGCUCUCGCAAUGCGCUUCUCCAGCCUCCUCCCUGGGGGGCUUUGCCCCCGGAUUACAGAGAUCUCGACAUCCCCACGGCGCCUCCUCCCUCCGCCAUCGGGGACACCCACAGGAAAAAUGGCAAGAUCCAUCUGGAGCCUCUGGCGGUCAGGAAGACGACCUGCUGAAGGAUUUGACUGAACUAUGGGCGACGUAGGAAUGAUUCACUGCGUCAAUUAUUACCCUCCUUCGCUCCAUGCUCUUUCAAUCAGUAAUUCUCCUUCUUCGCCUUUCCCACCGUUAUCCAUACAUUAAGGGGUCGGUUGCCUGAUGCGCCAUCUCCUCCACUGCCUUCUAUCAACGGCAUCAUGAUCCUCCACCAAACCUCUUCUCUCCAUAUCUUCCUCCACUUUAUAUCGCCAUCUAAUUCUCUGUCUCCUUCUCGAUCUUCUUCCUUUAACAGGUUCCUCCCAAGCCCUCUUCACUCCCUCCUCGUCAUCCAUCCUCAAUACAUCCCCAUACCAUCUCCAUCGUGACUCUCUUAUCACCUCUGUAAUCUUUACUAAGCCUGCCCUUCUUAUUUUAUCAUUUUCCAAUCUCUCAAGCCACUCCUCAUUUUAAAUCAGCUUUUCCUUUAAAUGUUUUCCAUGAAAUCGUGCAGUGUGACCAUGCUGACAGGAACCAAAGGUUAAAAGAAUCUGAAUGUAAUGGAGAUUUCAGACCGACAGAGAGAAAUUGAAAAAUGAAAUGGAAUGAGGAUAAGUGACAUAUUGUGAUACCUUUACUACUUCCUUUCCUGUUGAAUGGGAAAAUGAAAAGACUAGAUAAACCUUGAUUACCUAACUGAAAAUGGAACUAGAACAUCUGGAGAGGUUGGACACAGAUCAGGUGUUGGUGUAUGGCCUCUAGGACCACUUAUGCUCAGAAUCUGUAUGGAAAAAGAUUAUCUUUCCCAGUCAGUCUGCUCUGAAAUCGGCGAGUCUGUUGUGUUAAGAAGGGGAGAACAGCAUCCAUGCCACAGUCUGUAGGUACAGAUUUAGCAUGCUGUACUAAAAUCUCAUUUGUCUUCUGUGAAGAUACAAUUCAUGUUCAUUACAUUUCAGUCUUUAACAUUGUAUACUUAUGGAUGUGUAUGUACCAAACUUUCUGAGGUAAUAAAUGUAUUCGUGGUUGCAAAA